Cannabis sativa is the source of this 1425-nucleotide messenger RNA. RefSeq lists its product as uncharacterized. The transcript is spliced from 2 exons. NCBI's taxonomy places the organism in Eukaryota, Viridiplantae, Streptophyta, Magnoliopsida, Rosales, Cannabaceae. Bases 1 to 1425 code for a protein of 474 amino acids. The record is from RefSeq and is a predicted model, not a curated record.
AUGGAUAAGAGUUGGAUUUCUAAUAACAAUAGAUUGUCUGCCAAGUACAAUAAGGGAUUGCAAAAAUUCAUUAGAUUAUCAAGUAGUCAUCUGAAUGAGGAGAAUAAGAUUCGGUGCCCAUGUGUUAUGUGUAUGAAUUUAUACUUUCAUGACUUACAGACAAUUGAGCGUCAUAUCUACGUAAAAGGGUUUUAUACUCGAUAUGUUAACUGGGUACAUCACGGGGAAGAUAUUUUAGAAGAAAGUGAUCAUGAUAAUAAUGAUGCUACUGAUGUCGAAGAUUUCAGUGAUAUUGGCGAUAAUAAUAAUGACAUUGACCAUGAUGACAAUGAUGAUAUGAUCCCAGCAAUUGAAGACUUGGCUCAAGAAGUUCCUACACAUAAUGCUUCUGAGAAUUUUGAGGAUUCAAGUCAUAAGGAGAAAUGGAAAAACUUCCAUAACUUAUUUGAUGAAGUAGAAAAAGAAUUGUAUCCUGGAUGUACAAAGUUUUCAAGUUUGACUUUCAUGGUUAAGCUAAUGCAUAUAAAAGUAUUGACUAGCUUGAGUAUUAAAGGCUUCGACAUGAUUCUUGAGCUUCUUAAGGAUGCAUUUCCUGAUGAUAACAAAAUCCCAAAUUCUUAUUAUGAGGUUAAGAAAAUAUUGAGUGGUCUUGGUUUAGAGUGCGAAACAAUAGAUGUAUGUAAGGAUGAUUGUUGUUUGUACUGGAAAAAUAAUAAAGAUGCUACAAAUUGUCCUAUAUGUGGUCAUGAAAGAUAUGAGUACCAAGGAACUAAAGGAAAAAAAAUACCACAUAAAAAGAUGCAUUAUUUUCCAAUAACUCCCCGUUUACAACGACUUUUUAUGUCAAGACACACCGCAGCAGAUAUGAGGUGGCACAAAGAAAAACGUGUGGAUACUGAAGGUGUACUUAGACAUCCGGCAGAUGCAGAGGCUUGGAAAGAUUUCGAUAAGCAAUAUCCUGAUUUUGCCAAAGAGCCUCGAAACAUUAGGUUGGGAUUUGCAACAGAUGGGUUUAAUCCGUUUGGUGAUUUAUCAAACUCAUACAGCAUGUGGCCAUACUUAUUCCCCGGACGUCGUGCUCCAGGUAAGGACAUAGAUGUCUAUUUACAACCCUUAAUUGAAGAACUAAAAGAAUUAUGGGAGAAAGGAGUAAGAACUUUUGAUGUUGUUGAUAAAACAUAUUUUACAAUGCGUGCUGCUGUGUUAUGGACAAUUAAUGAUUUCCCUGCAUAUGGUACUGUGUCCGGCUAUAGCACUCAAGGGUAUAAGGCAUGUCCAGUUUGUGAGGAUGACACAUCUUCAUUUCGAGUUAGGGGUAAGAUCUCUUACAUGGGACAUCGUCGAUAUUUGUGUGCUGAACAUCAGUGGCGCAAUGAUAAGGAAUACGAUGGUACAAUUGAAACACGAAAUCCCCCUCGCAGUUAA